Branchiostoma belcheri (Belcher's lancelet) is the source of this 807-nucleotide messenger RNA. RefSeq lists its product as uncharacterized. The transcript has 5 exons. The record is from RefSeq and is a predicted model, not a curated record. Lineage: Eukaryota; Metazoa; Chordata; Leptocardii; Amphioxiformes; Branchiostomatidae. The annotation marks the transcript as partial.
GCUACUUGAAGGCUGCCAAGUCCGCGUUUCCGCACUAUGUUGAUGAGAUAGUGGGGAUGUCGGAAGGGUCUGGCCUCCCGUUCGAACAUCUCUUCCUGAUGCACUGUCAAUCAGAGUUCACACUCAUGUCCCUGCAGCAGGAGGAAGUGGAGACCGAGACAGAAGGUUGUACAACUGUAUAUCUUAACGUCCGUAACGGACCUCGGAUUCUGGCCCACAACGAAGACGGGGACUCGCUCAUCAAAGCCCUGGGUUACGUGGUGGUCGCUAGUAUCGAGCCCUACGAGCUGCCAAGCGGAGAGGUUGUCCCCGAAGAAAGCUUCACCGCCUACUGCUACCCCGGGCUGCUGGCUGGGAACGCAUAUGGCUUCAACCUGCACGGCUUGUGCACCGCCGGUAACUUCCAGCUGGCAAAGUGUGUGGAGAAAGACAAAAUACCUCAGCGGUUUGCGUGUCGCGCCCUGCUGUCGGCUGCGUCCGUGGAGAAAGCCGUGGACAUCCUCAGGACAGGCUCCGGCGUUGGACUGGCCACUGGAUACUCCUACAACCUCGCCGUCAGCACCAAGGACGGGGACAACGCCAUGUACUCAGUAGAGGUGGCGCCCGCGGAGGGGGAAGCGAGAAACUUGGUCUCUGUUCACGCCGUCGAGCCGGGAGAGGUCGGAUCUGCGAGUAGCUACAAUCAUUACAAUAUGUAUGAACACCUGGAUACCCCCUCCUGGCGAGACCUCAGCUCUGAACACAGGAAAGCCCGGGCUGGCGCAGUCGGACCGCUGUCUAGUAAAGAGGACGUUCUCAAAUUCAUGG